AUGGACCAAAUUGACUUUUGGGUGGUACCUCCAACUCUCUUUGAGGGAGAGUCGGAGCUCAAAUCUCUAUGGUUUGUUUGUUUGUUCGAGAUAGAGAAAGAGAGUAUGGGAAAAAGAAUUACUCUAAUAUUUUUGUUUGUGAUAACCUUUCUUGUUUUGAGUAGUGUAGAUGUGAAAACUAAAGCUAUACAAAAUUUAUCAGAAGUCGACAGGAAAUUGAUGGUUCUGAACAAACCAGCAAUCAAAAGUAUUAAGAGUGAAGAUGGAGAUAUUAUUGAUUGUGUCGACAUCUACAAGCAACCCGCUUUUGAUCACCCUGCAUUAAGGAACCAUAUAAUUCAGAUGAAACCGAAUAAUAGUUUUCCAUUUGACACUACCAUUAGUGUUAAAAACGAGUCAUCUCUGCAAGUGUUGUCUCAAACUUGGCACAAAAGUGGAAGUUGUCCAAAGGGAACCAUUCCCAUUCGUAGAAUUAGUAGGCAAGAAUGA
This is a messenger RNA of Quercus robur (English oak), 489 nucleotides long. RefSeq lists its product as uncharacterized. The record is from RefSeq and is a predicted model, not a curated record. The transcript is spliced from 5 exons. NCBI's taxonomy places the organism in Eukaryota, Viridiplantae, Streptophyta, Magnoliopsida, Fagales, Fagaceae. The coding region runs from base 1 to 489 and encodes 162 amino acids.